Messenger RNA from Chondrus crispus (carragheen), 273 nucleotides. RefSeq lists its product as hypothetical. The record is from RefSeq and is a predicted model, not a curated record. The coding region runs from base 1 to 273 and encodes 90 amino acids. The transcript has a single exon. Lineage: Eukaryota; Rhodophyta; Florideophyceae; Gigartinales; Gigartinaceae.
AUGGGCGGGCGCGUGGAGGAGGCGGAGGCGGGGGUGUUGGCGGUGGAGGGAGGGUUUCGUUUGGCAAUGGCGCGAGGGAGGAGGGCGUGGAGACGAAAAAGCGGAGAUUGUGGGAGAGGUAAAUUUACAGAUUCGGAAGGCAGCAACCGUUUUUUUUUUUUGAUGCAAGCACGUAUCGUUGUCACGCCAGCAGCAUCGGGAAUGGCGGUACCGUCUCGCGGCUCUGGGGCCUGGACCGGGCGAAGCGCGGGGCCACGCGGGCUGGGGGGUUGA